Molecule: messenger RNA, 1390 nt
Organism: Cydia pomonella (codling moth)
Lineage: Eukaryota; Metazoa; Arthropoda; Insecta; Lepidoptera; Tortricidae
Product: activating signal cointegrator 1 complex subunit 1-like
Exons: 7
Coding region: 452-1348 (298 amino acids)
Biological process (GO): regulation of DNA-templated transcription; DNA alkylation repair
Cellular component (GO): nucleus
Molecular function (GO): RNA binding
Source: RefSeq, a predicted model, not a curated record
AGCCAGUCUUCUCCGAGACCAAAGAGCAUAUAAUCACUAAGUGUCCGAGACCACGGGGACAACGCCGUCCUCGAAACGUCGGAGGUAAAUUUAAAACUUCGCUUAUUAAACGCGAUUAAGUCCCGUUAGUAUUAAUUAUACUUUAUUAUUUUUCCUUUUUGACCGCCGCCUACUCUAUGGUUGCAUGGCUGUCGAUAAUGUCACAUGUCUCAUGAAAAAAUGUGAAGUGCACUAAAGAAAACGUUUAUUUAAAAUAAGUUCUAGUUCUAGUUUCUAGUAUCUCUUCUUUCGGAUCCAUUUUCAUCAAAAACUACAUUACCCAUUAAUAUUCUUAAUCAAAGAGGAGAUUGCGAUAUCCUACCGUCGGGAUUGUGAAAUCGUGCUCGCCUGGAUUCCUAGUCAUUCAGAUACUAUUUACAAGGACAGUGAUGAGAAUGAUGAAGAUGACAAUAUGGAAGUAGUGGAGCUUGAUGAUUCUAGAUAUAGUACAAGUUUCCAUGUUUCUAAACAUUACCUUGGUUCAAUAAUUGGGAGGAAAGGAUAUACAAAAAGCAGAAUUGAACAUGAGACUAAGACAGAAAUCAAAAUACCAAGACAAGGCAAAGAUGGAGAUAUCACUAUUCUUGGACCUAGCGCUACUAGUGUGAAGACUGCCAGACGGCGAAUUAAUAUGAUAGUGUUGUCAUCCCGAAUGAAACAGAAGCCUACUCAUUUCAUAUCAAUACCCAUGAAUAAGCCUGAUAUUGUUAACAGCUUUAUACAAUUUAAGGAACUUGUUCUCCGCGAGUGCCAAAGUCGCGGGAUAGAAGAGUCCAUCUUUAUCCAGCCUAACAAAGUUCAUUUAACAAUGGGAGUUAUGUGCUUGAUGGACAGUGAGGAGAGGACUUUUGCUUCCAAAGUUCUCACGGAUGCCAAGGAGAAAGUUGUGAUGCCACUUCUUCAAGGACACUUGCCUCUAAAAAUUAGAGUAAAAGGUUUGUCCUAUAUGAAUGAUGACCCUAAAGACAUUAAUGUUCUCUACGCUAAUGUUGAGGAAUUCGACUCUACGUCUGAUGUCCUCCAACAGUUAGCUAAUGAAGUGGUAGCUUACUUCAGCCGAGAAGGUUUAAUGAAGAAAGAAGACUGGGAUCCAGUUAAUGUCAAACUACACGUAACAUUGCUCAAUUCAAAGUACAGAAAUGACCUCGGUUCUUCAAGAAGAGAAUCCUUCGAUGGGUCGGAGAUACUUAGGAAAUUCGGUGAUUACGAAUUUGGUGUUAUGGAGUUGAGUGAAAUUCAUCUAUCGCAACGACAUGCUCUCGGACCCGAUGGAUAUUAUCAGCCCACAUUUAUUACAUCUAUUCCAUAGUUUUAUAAGGUUUUAUGUAACUAAUAAACGAGUUUGUAAAUA